UGCAAGGAGUUUGUUUUGGAGAAGCAGAGGUAAAGAAUGGGUUCGUCUGCAGACGGUCACAAGAUAGCCUUCGAGAAAGAUGGUGUGUUUCUCAACACAAGCACAAAACGGACACAUGACCAGGACACGCACAUCCCCGGGGUGAUCCGGAUCAUUGAAAAGGGUCCUGAUACUGUGGUGGACUGGACUCCAGUAUGUGAGACUGAAGAACCGUCUCAAAUGCUUUACUCCAAAAAGGAUUCCACAGUGAAUGGAGUUAGUCACACUGAAGAAGAUAUGUUUGACCCAGGUUACGAACCUGAUUGGGCCGUUAUUAGCACAGUUGGAACAAGAACACGGCCACAGGAGGAUGCACGUGCUGCCAAUCAGUACCCGGGAACACACAGCAAGUGGGCGUUCUCCAUCAGCCUGUCAGAGUUGAAGUCCAUCCGGAAAAACAAGCCAGGCCUGGGCUGGUCAUACCUCAUCUUCAUCAGCAAGGACGGCAUCUCCUUCCCAGCGCUUCACUUCCAUGCCGGUGGCACCAGAGCUUUACUAAAGUGUUUGUGUAAAUACGUUGUCCUGGCUACGUCGAAAAAGGACCCUCGUCUCUAUCUGGUCUACACUCAUGAUUCCCAUGCCCUGUCUCAGUCUUUUGACGAGUUGCAGCUGUUUGAUGAGCAUUCCUCCGAUCUGGUGUCACGUUUCAUUCACGACCCUUACGCUGCCACUUUUGGCAGCUUUUCCAAAGUGACCAAUUUCCUGCGUGAUGCUCUGCGGCCCCCAGACGGCACCCGCCACCGCCCAACACGUGAGACGGCAGCAGGAAUAGAUAUCGACCAGCAGGAUGAGCCAGGCUUCGAGGUCAUCAGCUGCCAAGCUGAUCUUGGCCAGAGACCCACGGUGCAGCGGCAGGAGACUCUAACGGCUGCAGAGUGGGCGAAACAUUUGGACCCAGAAGGAAGAGUUUGUGACGUGGAGGAACUGAAGAAGAAGAUUUUUAAAGGAGGACUGUGCCACAGCAUCCGUCGGGAAGUGUGGAAAUUCCUGCUGGGAUACUACCCCUGGGACAGUACGGCCGAGGAACGCAAAGUUAUGGUAAAGCAAAAAACAGAUGAAUAUUUCCGGAUGAAACUGCAGUGGAAAUCAGUGACAGAGGAUCAGGAACGUCGGAACUCCCUGCUACGGGCAUACAAGAGUCUGAUUGAGCGGGAUGUUAGCAGGACUGAUCGCAGCAACAAGUUCUACGAGGGGAAUGACAACCCAGGCCUGGUGCUAUUGAAUGAUGUGCUGAUGACUUACUGCAUGUACAACUUCGAUCUGGGUUACGUACAGGGAAUGAGUGACCUCCUCUCUCCCAUACUCUACGUGACUCAGAAUGAAGUCGAUUCCUUCUGGUGUUUCACGGGCUUCAUGGAGAAAGUGCACCGGAAUUUUGAGGAAAGCCAGGAGAGCAUGAAGGAACAGCUGGAAAAGUUAGCCCUGCUGCUGAGGGUGCUGGAUUCUGCACUCUGUGACUUCCUAGAUUCCAGAGAGUCGGGAAACCUCUGCUUCUGUUUCCGCUGGCUGCUCAUCUGGUUUAAAAGGGAGUUUUCCUUUCCGGAUAUACUGCGCCUUUGGGAGGUACAAUGGACAGGCCACCCGUGCCCAAAUUUCCACCUGCUGGUGUGCUGUGCUAUCCUGGACUCUGAGCGAGAUGCACUGAUGAACCCCAACUACGGCUUCAACGAGAUACUCAAGCACAUCAACGAGCUGACCAUGAGACUGAACAUGGAAGACAUCCUGUGCAGGGCGGAAGCGAUAUACCAGCAGUUGGCUGCCUGUCCGCAGCUGCAGCGGAGCGUGCAACAGAUUCUGGGUCUGGCGGAGGCCUGCACCCCCACCCCCAGCUCGCGCUCGGGGUCCGGUGCAGGAAGCUCCCCCGAGGCGCUAUCCCCCAGCCAGAUGCACGAGUCGGAGCUGACAGACAGCGCUUCACACAGCCUUCCUGACAGCAGCAUCGAGAUCCUACAUACCGACGACGGGAACUUGGAGUCUGCCCACAGCCCAUAGGUGCCGGGGAGGCCCUACCAGCCCCUCGCCAGCGGAUAGCCUCGAGCUCUCAAUCAAGACACUCGCGCGUUUCCACCAAAGCCCUUGAGCAAGACGUUUACCUACACAGCUUUGAAAAUGAGACCAACUUCAUGCAAUUAGUCCUGUGACAUGGACACUUAUCGCUCCCAUCACUGGAGAAUUAUACCAUCAUGUGUGAUGUUUGUCAUGAAUCCUAAAGGAGGCAUUGCAAACUGGUUACCGGUAAUUAACUGCCCUUUCACAAGGGAACAGUGCUUCCCUCUCCAGGGGCUGUUUUUCUGGAUAUUUUUAUGAAUUAUGCAACAGGUCAGGCAGCAUCUAUAGAGUGAAAAUUUCCCCCGCUUCGUCUAUUCCCUGACCAGUCUAUCACUCCCCCCCUGGGUCCCCUCCUCCCUCCCUUUCUCCUAUAGUCCACUCUCCUCUCCUAUCAGAUUCUUUCUUCUCCAGCCCUUGACCUUUCCCACCCACCUGGCUUCACCUAUCACCUUCCAGCUAUCCUCCCCCCUCCCCCCUCCUCCAUGUAAUUUUGGCAUCUUCCCUCUUCCCUCUCAGUCUUGAUGAAGGACCUCGGCCCGAUACAUCGAUCUUUUAUUCUUUCCCAUAGAUGCUGCCUGAUGAGCUCCUCCAGCAGCUUGUGUGUGUUGCUUUGAGGGUGAAAAAGUUAAUUUUUCUUUCUUUUUAUAUAGAGAUACAAAGUACUUCUGGCCUAACGAGACCAUGCCUCCCAAGUAUACCCAUGUGACCAAUUAACCUACUAUCCGGUACGCCUUUGGACUGUGGGAGGAGACCGGAGCACCCGGAGGAAACUCACGCAGUCACUAGGAGAACAUACACACUCCUUACUAAUGGAGGUGGGAGUUGAACCCACAUAUUGGCAUUGGAAUAGUGUUACACUAAUCACCACUGUCUAUGGGAGUGUGCUCUCCAGGCACACGGGUUUCCUCCCACAAUCCAAACACAUAUGGGUUAAUUGGUUACAUGGGUGUGAUUGGGUGACGCAGGGCUCGCUGGGCCUCGAGCCUGUUACUCUCCUGUAUCUCUAAAUAAAAAGGUUAAUCUUGCAGGCUGAUGAUCUAUCGAAAAGGCUAGCAGUUGCAGAAGAGGGGAGAGAAUAGGAAAGUACCAAAGGUCAGCGAGACGAUGGAGUGACGUCAGCUAAAGGAGAAUGGCAAGGGUGAGGAAUUAAGAGAAGGUACAUUACACAGUAGGUGUGGUGACGCUUUUGCCACUGUGAUUCUGAACUGUGGGAGGAAACCCGAGCACCCGGAGGAAAGCCAUGCAGAUACUGGGAGAGUGUACACAGACGGGGCUGGUUAAUGUAACACUGCUACAGCCCAGCAUUACCACUCUCUGCUGGCAUCACCGCCAAUUAUGUCGUUCAGACUUCCUUGUGUCUCCUUUCUCUGUGAGAAAAUACUCAAUAACCCAGCUCAGCUGAAACUUCAGCCUGAAUCUUUAUGUUUUUUUUUUGUUAACCCUUCGCAGAUGAACAGCUGAAGUCUCCACCAGUUUUAUUUUGCUUUAGUUUCAGAAGUUAGCACCUCUCCGGCAUUAGGGUUUUCUCUGUCCACCAAAAGAGCACCGGUUUACUGCCUCUCCUCCUGCCAUACCGCAGACAAGCUCCCACAGAGUCAUUUUAAUUCCAUGAUCACUACAAGGUAGCAAACAUUCAUCAUGCUGGAGGUAUGGGUCACAGCUCUGCACCGCGCUGGGUGCUGCCCCUGCUUUCUCCGAUUCUCUCUUCCCACAAACACUGAACUUUUCCAGCAUGCUUUGAUUUGAAGAAAAGUAAUCUCUUCUCAGUGGCCACCCUCACCCUCACACCCUCUACCUUCUCCUCUCCCCCUCCACUCCCUGCCAGCCGAUCAGUACAUUUUACAUGGUAAAAAUUACCCACCGCCUCACUGCUGCCAGCUGUUUGUCAGGCGAGCAUAUUGGACGUGUGGUUCUGCUGAUUUGUGUCUGCUCCUCCUACCCCGUCACUCACCACAUGAGGGCAGAUUUCUCUUUCACACAGAUGCGUAUUAAUCUUCCCUCUCUUCAGAAUAUUUAAGUGCUGCGAAGUAUAUUAAGGCAUCCUAUAAAUUAGCUGUUUUUCACUAAACUAUUUCUGUUGAUGGAUUUGAUGAUGACUCCUUGAAUCCAUCUUAGUGAUGGGGAAGGCUGCAGAAUAUACAAAGCCUAUAGUUUCUUCUGACUGUGUGUUUAAUGGCUUGUGAUUAUGCUGCAUUAAAUAUUUGUCACUGAUUUUCUUUGUAUUAAACAUAUAUAUAUACUGUAUAGCUGUAGUAGAAAUAUAUCAGAAUGAGUGGUUUACAAGUUGUAAGUUAUGUUCCAUUGUGCCAAACAGAAAAGGAUGGUGAAAUAUUACUGAUGUAUCACAAAUUAUGUUGAAUAUGAGAGAUAAUGUGCAAUUCUGUCUCCGUUUUCAUCUCCAUUUCUCUCCUGCGUCUCUCUUUCUCUCUCUCACUCUGUGAUACUGCAUGUGUCUCAUUUUUCUCUGUCAUUCCCUCUCCUCCCCCCAACUCUCCCCCCCCCCCACUCUCCCUCAUUCUCUCUCUCUCGUUUUCCCUCUGUCAAUCUCCACCUCCCUCCCUGUCAUCUCUGUUCUCUCAUUUUCUCUGUCCAUCUGUGUCUCCCUCUGCUUUUGGAGUACACAUUUUUUGAGUUUCCUGAAAAGGCACGUGAACAAAAGGACUUGCAUUCCGUACAUAUUAUUCCAUCCACUUGCAGAGGUGUGGUUAGCUUGUGGAACACACAACUGUCAGAAAUUAGCCAGAGGAUGUAAUUGGCUGCUAUAAUAGCAACCUUCAGACAGACAAUGGACAACUUGUUUGGUUUGAGUAGAGUGGAAUUUCCUCUGUAUCGAAGAACACUAUCUGUCCUGCGAUUGUUUUUGGUAUGUUAUAGAGGGAGCUUUGCAGAAUCUAACCUUCUUCCUUCCUCCUUCCCCAACACCCCAAACAGCUGUUUCUGCUUUGGGAGUAUUAGACGGAAUAAUGUAGAAAAACAGUAAACAGUAUUUAACCCACUGGCUGCCUGAAGUUGCUGUGUUUGUUUCCCAUUACUGACAAGACUCGAACUGAUUCAAUAAAAGAAAUUGUUUGGAAUAA
Molecule: messenger RNA, 5165 nt
Organism: Hypanus sabinus (Atlantic stingray)
Lineage: Eukaryota; Metazoa; Chordata; Chondrichthyes; Myliobatiformes; Dasyatidae
Gene: tbc1d17
Product: TBC1 domain family, member 17
Exons: 17
Coding region: 37-2031 (664 amino acids)
Biological process (GO): activation of GTPase activity
Molecular function (GO): GTPase activator activity
Source: RefSeq, a predicted model, not a curated record